UUAUUUUUGAGUUAUAAUUGAUUUGGGAAACCCAUGAAAAGCUGGAGGAGCUAUUGUUAAUUAAAACUGAUUUUGGAAUUCCACAGAAAAUGUUCUUCUAUCUUGGAAUAUCUGAGACUCAAACUAUCUCAGCCAAGCCAUUUCUUGUUCGUGUCAAGAUUGGAACUUCUGACGGAGUUUAUUUUGAAGGUCCUAACUCUGCCCUCUGUGAUCUUGAAAGUACCUCUGCUUAGAUAAAUUGGACAGAGGAGACAAUACUGUAUCUGGAUCUUCAGGCUGUGAAGAUUUGAAUUUGCCAAUGAGUGUUCUUAUCAUUGAAGCGUUCUAUGGAGGCUCCCACAAACAGCUGGUAGAUCUGCUCCUGGAAGAGUUACCAGACUGUGUCCUCUACACCCUUCCUGCCAAGAAAUGGCAUUGGAGAGCAAGGACAUCAGCUUUAUACUUCUCUCAGAAUGUUCCCAUCAGUGAACAUUACAGGAUCCUUUUUGCAAGCUCAGUGCUUAACCUGACGGAACUGGUUGCCCUUCGGCCUGACCUUGGAAAAUUGAGAAAGAUUCUGUAUUUCCAUGAGAACCAAUUGGUAUACCCUGUCAAGAAAUGUAAGGAGAGGGAUUUCCAGUAUGGAUACAACCAGAUUCUUUCAUGCCUCGUGGCUGAUGUGGUGGUGUUCAACUCAGUGUUUAAUAUGGAGUCAUUUCUGAAUUCCAUUGGAAGAUUUAUGAAGCUGAUUCCUGACCACAGACCCAGGGAUCUGGAAGGCAUCAUUAGGCCCAAGUGCCAGGUUAUUUACUUUCCCAUCAGGUUUCCUGAUGUGAGCAGAUUCAUGCCCAAGCACAAAAGAGCCCAUCUGCAGAAGAUGCUCAGCCUUAAAGAAAAUGGUGAUACUCCUCCAUCCAUGGGCCCUCGUUUCCAGAGAGAGCCAAGAGAGUCUGGGAAUACACAGAAGAAUGUAAAAUCACAGGAUGAUGUACAGCCUGGCCUGCAGGUUGCACAAGAGGAAAUGCUAGGUAACUCAUUGGUGCAGGAGACAGGCUUGGCAAAGUCCAACUCAUCAGCUACUUCAAGCUCUCAUCUUGGAGAAACUAUGCGAAAUCUGACUCUUACUCCCUGUCGCAUUUUGGGUGAAGUUGAUAACCAACAAAGACCAUUGCACAUUGUCUGGCCUCAUAGGUGGGAGCACGAUAAAGAUCCAGAGAGUUUUUUUAAAGUAUUAAUGCAUCUUAAGGAUUUAGAACUGAAUUUCCACGUUUCUGUCCUUGGAGAAACAUACACAGAUGUCCCAGAUAUAUUUUCAGAGGCCAAAAAGGCACUGGGAUCUUCCGUCUUACACUGGGGCUACUUACCCAGCAAAGAGGACUAUUUCCAAGCACUGUGCAUGGCUGAUGUUGUCAUCUCAACAGCUAAGCAUGAAUUCUUUGGAGUGGCAAUGCUGGAAGCUGUGUAUUGUGGCUGUUACCCACUUUGUCCCAAAGAUUUGGUGUAUCCCGAAAUAUUUCCAGCUGAAUAUCUGUAUUCUACACCUGAACAGCUUUCCAAAAGGCUCCAGAAUUUCUGCAAGAGACCAGAUAUUGUCAGAAAACAUCUCUAUAAGGGUGAAAUGGCUCCGUUUUCCUGGGCAUCCCUGCAUGGUAAAUUCAGGUCUCUGCUUACAGCAGAACCUGGGGAAGAUUUGUGACAGAUGGGGCUAAGUCACAAACUUGCAGCCUAAGGCAGAAUCUGAAGAACUUUCCAGAGUGUGCCCAUAUUUACCUGAUCAGAGAGAAAAGAAAAUCUGCAGAGGAAGCUGAGCCUGGCUGCUUGUCAUAGCUGACACGGAGCCAUCUGCCACAAACCUGUGGCAGCUUCAGAUCUCCAAUCCCUGCCACCACCCCAACCCAAAUUAAAUACAGAUUCCUAGAGACGCUAUGAUGGUUACACAUGUCCUCGGCAUCACAUGUAGGAGACUGUUCAAAAAAAAUAUGUGGCCUGUUGUAUAACCGCACUCAUGUAUCCCAUAUGUGGUGCCACAUUGAAUUUCCGGUUGAAUCCGUUUUUAUCCUUUGUACUGGAUGACAUGGUGCCUGAAUUCUUUCUUUUUGCCGACACGAUGGCAGCCAAACUGCAGCUUCAAACACUCACACUUGGCUGGGUUUCUACCUAGGUUGCCAGGUUAUCGUCGGAGCCUUCUUGUGUCCUCAAAGGGCCACAGGGCCUGAAACGAGAUCAGAAUGCUACCAGACUAAUUGGGCAGCCAUCUCAAGAUGGUUUGUGGGCAAAGGGCUGCUUUAGCACUUUUCUUUGAGCAAAUUAAUGACUCUCCAGCACAGGGGUUUUUAAGCGAAGGUAUUAAUAAGGGGUCUGGCAGGUAUUCCCAUGAUUCACAGAGUUACAUUUGCAUUUAAUUAAUCUCACAGAAAGUUGCAAGAUAAACAGCUGUAAUUCGGACAAACAUGGCAAAUACAGUAAGAGGGGCCAUCCUGCCCAUAAAAUGAACACUGAGGUAAUUGUUUUACUUUUUUUUUCCAGGCAUAAAAAGAGAAUUCAAAAUAUUUCUAACAGUAAUUUUGACUAAACCAUCCCUCAACAGAUACCUACAACAGAUACCGUUUCCAGAUAAAUCACUUACAAUUCCGAAAGUCAGGCUGCUCUAUUUGGUGAUGUGAAGAUGUUUUGAAUGUCUACAUUGUGAAAUAAAUUUUUAAUAAACUGCCCACUGCAAACUUUAA
Messenger RNA from Ochotona princeps (American pika), 2705 nucleotides. RefSeq names its product glycosyltransferase like domain containing 1 (gene QTMAN). Bases 299 to 1675 code for a protein of 458 amino acids. The record is from RefSeq and is a predicted model, not a curated record. Lineage: Eukaryota; Metazoa; Chordata; Mammalia; Lagomorpha; Ochotonidae. The transcript is spliced from 10 exons. Gene Ontology annotation, molecular function: glycosyltransferase activity.